Molecule: messenger RNA, 903 nt
Organism: Pseudomyrmex gracilis
Lineage: Eukaryota; Metazoa; Arthropoda; Insecta; Hymenoptera; Formicidae
Gene: PolZ2
Product: mitotic spindle assembly checkpoint protein MAD2B
Exons: 3
Coding region: 277-894 (205 amino acids)
Cellular component (GO): zeta DNA polymerase complex
Source: RefSeq, a predicted model, not a curated record
CAGCUGAUGUGUCACAUUGAGCUGCGUUCGAAAAUUCUAUUCGUCGAGUGCAGUAGGUUUAUCAACCAAUCGGGACAAAGAAAUCUGCUCUUUUUGAUUUGUCAACCAAAGGUUUGUUUUUUUUCCCCGAACUGGAUGCACUAGUUCGCAGUCUAUCUUUUUCUUUCUAAUAUGAAUAAAAAAAGAUAGAUUGUGAACUAGUGCAGCCAGUUCAGAGAAAAAAAAACAAAUCUCAAAUAUCACUCUACUCCAGAAACGGUCAAAGGUUUGGUUAGAAUGGUUCAAGAUAAAAUAGUUGGCCUUGAUAUCUUGUUGGAGUUUUUGGAAGUGGCAUUUAAUCACGUACUAUUUUGUCGUAACAUCUAUCCUAAAGAAAUUUUUGUUAAGAAAAAGAUAUACGGAAGUAACGUAUACAUAGCAGAACAUCCAGAAGUGAAUAAGUACCUGUCGAACGUUUUAAAUUCAAUUAGAGAUCUCCUGAAGGAAGACGAGAAUAGCAUUAACGCCAUCAAUCUUGCUUUCUACAACGAAAACAAAUUACCGACAGAAGUAUUCGUCUUUGAUAUGGUCAAAUUGCAGACUGAACUCAAAGAGAGCGAUCCAUACUACUUGAAAACGGAAGAAGCAUUGAAGACGAUUUGUUUGAAGUUGUCAAUGUGCGAUACAUAUUUAAAGCCACUUCCAGAGAAUUCAACUUUUACCGUUGAAAUUUUGACGUACGAAACAGCGCACAUCAGCCUGAGUGAGAAUUCAAAAUACGAGGACUUUCCAUGGAUCAUCAAAGACGACGGGAAAGAAAUAACAAAUAAAAACAUACUACCGCUGAAAGAUAUCAAAACCGAUUGUUUGUACUUGCACAUGUAUGUGAUCGAGGAUAUGGAGAACAAGACGUAGAAAUAAUAA